GGGUGGAGCAGGUCUUAUAGGGCUUGGUUGGUCAUCAUGAAGACUUUGGACUUCACUAAAUGACUUGGGAACUUGUUGGGCCUUGAGCUAAAGAGUGACAUGACCCAAUUUCUGUAUUAAAAGGAUAACCCUGACUAGUGUGUUCAGAAUAGAGUAGGGUGAGCAGGGUAGCAAAUGAAGGGAGAACCAUGGUCAGGAGACCACUGCAGUGUCCCAGGCUGAUGGUGAGGGUAUCUUGGACCAACCAAGACAUCACCACCACGGGUGCGGAGCGUGGUCAGCAUCUGCUGUGUUUCGAAUCCUGAACUGAUAGAAAUUGGCAACGUCUGACAGGAACAGAUGAGCUGGAGAUGCCUCCAAGUUUUCUCUCCUGAGCAACUGGAAGAAAAUAGUUCUUUUAACUCAGAUGGGGAAGACGCAGGGGAAGGAUGGGUUUGGGAAGAAAUACGCAGGCUUCAUGUUGGGACCUGUUAAGUAUGAAAUAGCUCUGAAGCAUCCAAUUGGAAAUAUUGAGGUGGCAAUGAGAUCGAAGAGUCUGGCGUUAGUGAGCAGUCUGGGCUAGAAAUAUAAAUGUGGGAAUUAUCCGGCUAUCAUUGGUAUCUAAAACUCUGAGACUGGAGGAAAGCAUUAAGGGGCUGGAUAGUGAAAGAAACAGGAGUGAUAGGGAAGAACUUGGAGGCACUCCCGUGUUAAGGAGUUACAGAGGUAACAGCAGAGGCUGAGAAGAAGUGGCCAAGAAAGACAGGAAACCCAGCGGUCUGGAAGCCAGGUGAAGGCAUGGGAGCAGGUUGAAAUGAUGGCUCAACAGGGGUUUGUUAGGCCAGUGGUCCUGAAAGUAUUGUCCCAAACCAGCUGCAGCAGCAGCAGCCUCUGGACACUUACUAGGGACGUGCAGCCUCUCAGACCCACUCCAGAGCUACUGGAUCAGAAACGGAAGGUGAGGCCCUUCAGCAGAUUCUGAUGCACAGUCCGGUUUUAAAACUACUGCCCUCUUCACAAAAUUGCCUGCACAAAAUUAUAAAUGGGAGAAAGGAGGAGGAGGAAGACGAGGAGGGGAGGAAGAAGAACUCUUUAUAGGAAGAGAAUAUUGUUGGAGACCCACUUAGUGCCCAAAGCAAACAGGUUCCUCAGAAUUAACUGCCUCCAACAACCCCCUCCCAUUUUAAAGCCUCCCACUAAUCAAUCUAUCAUGGCUCUUUGGAGAGAAGGAAUGCCCCCAUUUCACCGGACGGAGGGAAUGCUGAGCACCAGGCAUGCCAGACAUUCCACCGGCUAAAAAAAAGUGGGGGUGGUAUUCCAGGGUUAGCUUUGCUGGACCGUAAAUGCUGAAACUCCUUAGAUAUAAAGCUUAUUCCACCCAACCGUUUCCAAAUUUUCCUCCAGGCUGUCCUAGGAGAAUUCCACCCUCUUUCAUUCUGGGGAGAAGAAGUUAAAAUUAGGGCCAGCCCUGCGGGACUGACAUGCCAGAUGCAGGGAAGCUGUCCCCAGAAAUAAGCGAGUUCCCACCGCGGCUGGGCGGGGCGGGCGCCUCCGGUCCCAACCCAGCGGAGGGACUCCUGGAAGGCCUGCCCCUUCCAAGUGUCUGCAAGGGCUCUGGUCCCAAGCUUUAAAAUCCUGAGCGAAGGCACUGCUGGCCGACCUCUCCUCUCCCAGCCAGUUGUGGCUGGCCUUUCAAAGUGUGCAGUUGUCUCCUCCCUGUCCAGCCCCACCGUCGCCCAGGACCAGCUGGGCCGCGGUCUGACCUGAGGCUGCUGCUCAGCGCCGGGGCGCUGGCACUCUCCAUUCGGGCACCUUCCAGCAAACCACUCGGCUCCGGGAGCCGCUCUGCAAAGUUGGGCAGCUCAGAGCGCAAGCUUUACCUCUCGACUUCUCCCUUCCCGGGUCCCCGGCGCCCCUGCCUCCCACGAUCCCUUUCACUAGGAGCAGCCUGUCCCAGGGGACUGGCAACUUGCACCUCUUCCUAGUCAUCCUCCCUGAAACGCGACUAUGCUGUUAAGGGGCGUCCUCCUGGCGUUGCAAGCCCUGCAGUUCGCGGGUGCCCUCGACCUGCCCGCUGGGUCCUGCGCCUUUGAAGAGAGCACUUGCAGCUUUGACUCCGUGUUGGCCUUUCUGCCCUGGAUUUUAAAUGAGGAAGGUCAUUACAUUUAUGUGGAUACCUCCUUUGGCAAGCAGGGGGAGAAAGCUGUGCUGCUAAGUUCUGACUUACAGGCUGAGGAAUGGAGCUGCCUCCGCUUGGUCUACCAGAUAACCACAUCUUCAGAGUCUCUGUCAGAUCCCAGCCAGCUGAACCUCUAUAUGAGAUUUGAAGAUGAAAGCUUUGAUCGCUUGCUUUGGUCAGCUAAGGAACCUUCAGACAGCUGGCUCAUAGCCAGCUUGGAUUUGCAAAACAGUUCCAAGAAAUUCAAGAUUUUAAUAGAAGGUGUACUAGGACAGGGAAACACAGCCAGCAUUGCACUGUUUGAAAUCAAGAUGACAACCGGCUACUGUAUUGAAUGUGACUUUGAAGAAAAUCAUCUCUGUGGCUUUGUGAACCGCUGGAAUCCCAACGUGAACUGGUUUGUUGGAGGAGGAAGUAUUCGGAAUGUCCAUUCCAUUCUCCCACAAGAUCACACCUUCAAGAGUGAACUGGGCCACUACAUGUACGUGGACUCGGUUUAUGUGAAGCACUUCCAGGAGGUGGCACAGCUCAUCUCCCCGUUGACCACGGCCCCCAUGGCUGGCUGCCUGUCAUUUUAUUACCAGAUCCAGCAGGGAAAUGACAAUGUCUUUUCCCUUUACACUCGGGAUGUGGCUGGCCUUUACGAGGAAAUCUGGAAAGCAGAUAGGCCAGGGAAUGCUGCCUGGAAUCUUGCAGAGGUCGAGUUCAAUGCUCCUUACCCCAUGGAGGUUAUUUUUGAAGUUGCUUUCAAUGGUCCCAAAGGAGGCUAUGUUGCCCUGGAUGAUAUUUCGUUCUCUCCUGUUCACUGCCAGAAUCAGACAGAACUUCUGUUCAGUGCCGUGGAAGCCAGCUGCAAUUUUGAGCAAGAUCUCUGCAACUUUUACCAAGAUAAAGAAGGUCCAGGUUGGACCCGAGUGAAAGUAAAACCAAACAUGUAUCGGGCUGGAGACCACACUACAGGCUUAGGGUAUUACCUGCUAGCCAACACAAAGUUCACAUCUCAGCCUGGCUACAUUGGAAGGCUCUAUGGGCCCUCCCUACCAGGAAACCUACAGUAUUGUCUGCGUUUUCAUUAUGCCAUCUAUGGAUUUUUAAAAAUGAGUGACACCCUAGCCGUUUACAUCUUUGAAGAGAACCAUGUAGUUCAAGAGAAGAUCUGGUCUGUGUUGGAGUCCCCAAGGGGUGUUUGGAUGCAAGCUGAAAUCACCUUUAAGAAGCCCAUGCCUACCAAGGUGGUUUUCAUGAGCCUAUGCAAAAGUUUCUGGGACUGUGGGCUUGUAGCCCUGGAUGACAUUACAGUACAAUUGGGAAGCUGCUCAUCUUCAGAGAAACUUCCACCACCACCUGGAGAGUGUACUUUCGAGCAAGAUGAAUGUACAUUUACUCAGGAGAAAAGAAACAGGAGCAGCUGGCACAGGAGGAGGGGAGAAACUCCCACUUCCUACACAGGACCAAAGGGAGAUCACACUACUGGGGUAGGCUACUACAUGUACAUUGAGGCCUCCCACAUGGUGUAUGGACAAAAAGCACGCCUCUUGUCCAGGCCUCUGCGAGGAGUCUCCGGAAAACACUGCUUGACUUUUUUCUACCACAUGUAUGGAGGGGGAACUGGCCUGCUGAGUGUUUAUCUGAAAAAGGAAGAAGAUAGUGAAGAGUCUCUCUUAUGGAGGAGAAGAGGUGAACAGAGCAUUUCCUGGCUACGAGCACUGAUUGAAUACAGCUGUGAGAGGCAACACCAGAUUAUUUUUGAAGCCAUUCGAGGAGUAUCGAUAAGAAGUGAUAUCGCCAUUGAUGACGUUAAAUUUCAGGCCGGACCCUGUGAAGAAAUGGAAGAUACAACUCAACAAUCAUCAGGACAUUCUGAGGACUUAAAUGAAAUUGAGUAUUAAGAAAAGAUCUGAAUUGGAUUAACGAGACAAAAAUCAUACCUCUCCUCAAUCAAAAUGAAAACAAAGCAAAUGAAUACUGGACAGUCUUAACAAUUUUAUAAGUUAUAAAAUGACUUUAGAGCACCCUCCUUCAUUACUUUUGCAAAAACAUACUGACUCAGGGCUUUUUCUUUUUGCAUAUGACAACUGUUACUAGAAAUACAGGCUACUGGUUUUGCAUAGAUCAUUCAUCUUAAUUUUGGUACCAGUUAAAAAUACAAAUGUACUAUAUUGUAGUCAUUUUAAAGCACACAAAGGGCACAAUCAAAAUGAGAUGCGCUCAUUUAAAUCUGCAUUCAGUGAAUGUAUUGGGAGAAAAAUAGGUCUUGCGGGUUUCCUUUUGAAUUUUAAGUAUCGUAAAUAUUUUUAAAUAUUAUGGGGUGUCAGUAAUAUCUGCAGAAUGAAUGCAGUCUUUCAUGCUAAUGAGUUAGUCUGGAAAAAUAAAGUCUUCUAUGUUUUAUUCAUAGAAAUGGAGUAUUAAUUUUUAAUAUUUUCACCAUAUGUGAUAACAAAGGAUUUUUCAUGAAUGUCCAAAGGUAAGUCAGUAUUAAUUAAUGAUGUAUUACAAGGCAAUGCUACCUUCUUUAUUCCCCCCCUUUGAACUACCUUUGAAGUCACUAUGCGCACAUGGAUAGAAACUUAACUCUUUUUUGUAAAGCAAGCUUAAAAUGUUUAUGUAUACAUACCCAGCAAUUUUUAUAAAUGUGUUAAACAAUUUUACUGAUUUUUAUAAUAAAUGUUUUGGUAAGAUUUUGAAUACUAUACAUUCAGGCAGAUAUACUAAACGGCUUUUUAUUGUUUAGAAAAUUGUAUAUAUAUGUUUGUGUAUCCUAACAGCUAUUAUGAAAUUAUAAAAUUACCUAAUAAAAAUAAUUUGAAAAUCUU
This is a messenger RNA of Chlorocebus sabaeus (green monkey), 4971 nucleotides long. RefSeq names its product MAM domain containing 2 (gene MAMDC2). Lineage: Eukaryota; Metazoa; Chordata; Mammalia; Primates; Cercopithecidae. Gene Ontology annotation, cellular component: membrane. The record is from RefSeq and is a predicted model, not a curated record.